AUGGAACGAAUAUUAGCCGCUCUAUUUCUUUCGGCAUCCGUGCUAUCUGAAGAAGUUUAUGAACUCCGCAUUUACGAUGGCGCCAGUCGUGGGACAAGGUUGACGAUGGGUGUCGAGUUGCAGCGCCGUUUCGAGGUGAUGAAAAACUGCUUCGGACAGCUGGAGACGGACGUCGACUGGAUUGAGUACCAAUCUUCUCGGAACGCGUUUUAUACCUCAAGCGAUUUACCAGGAGUGAAGCCAACUGGCGAUCUGACUGGAACGCUCCAUUUGCUGUGCACGGGUAAUCGAAUGCAUUCGCUCGAUUUUCGAAUUCACGUCACUCAUCGGAAUCACCAUCCGCCCACCUUCAACAAGCCUGAGUACCAUUUCUUCGUGCCAGUGACACUGACUGUGGGAGAGCAAGUCGGAAAGAUGGAGGUACACGACAACGAUCCCGUCAUAUACAAUUCGGAGCGCAGUUUGAGUUUCACUCACGAACAGCCGUUCUUCUCAGUGCAUUCUGAUGGUACACUGAUUUUGAAGGAGGAACUUACCACACAAAUAGCUUUCAAACCUAUUCGCAUGGAGGUUCUCGCCAUCGAUUACGGUAGUCCACAGCUGUUCACUCUCGCCAACGUUACGAUCGUCCCUGUGACCAUAUCACCGGUGCGAGGAUUACGAGUGAACGUUGCCACUGAAGACUAUCAGAUCUUCGAAUGGGAAUCACCUUCUUAUGGUCACCCAGAAAAGUAUCGACUGACCAUAGCCAGAGGCGAAAGCAUGCACUACGAAGAGGAGUUGGAUGCAAGACGAACAGUAGCCCUCACCAAGGUAGCGAUCUCACCGUCUGGUAACUUCACAUUCAAGGUGUCAGCAUUGGACGCCAAUGGUGAAACGCCCAGCGAAUGGCAGCGGUUUACUAAAUCUCCAGCGUCUGACAGAGGAAUUGUUUUAGAUUUGUCUUGUAAUGGAGACUGUUCCUCUGGAGGUGUUCCACUCUGCUACUACGGUGCCUUCAACCGUCUCGAGCAGUUCGUGGACAGUCGUGGCGCUCAUUGCCAGUGCUUUCAUGGUUUCGUAGGCGUCGGAUGCGAUAAGACUGACAACUGUCAACCCGAGAAGACCGUGGACAGCUAUGGAGGACUGGACUGGAGAGAGGCGUCUGCGAACGCUACCGUUCAAGUGCCUUGUCCGUACAACACCGAAAGUGACAAACAAAAAGUGGAGCGGGCCUGCGAAUGGAACAAACAGCUGGGUAGAGCUGUAUGGGCUCGUCAGAAGGAGAAGGAUAAGUGCAAACCGCAGGCAUCGGUCCUGACUCAUCUUGGAAUGCUUGGCACAUUUGCCCUCAAUGCCAACGGAGUUUCAACUAUUCAUACCGUAGCCCAGAUCGACUUUGACUCACUUCAAGGAAACACAACGUUAGCCAAGUCCGAGAUGUGGUCGAUCCUGUCCGAAUUUUCUAUGCGUCUGCCAUCGCCGUUCACUUUGGUCUCACCGGACCUUGGACUUCAUUUGAAAGCGAUGCAGUGGGUGAAGGACAGCGAGAAUUUUCGACACUGUUCUCGGUACCAAGUGCCGUGUGAAACUGCCGACCAUCGACUCCGACCAUAUUGUGAGAAGCAUAUGCAUGGCCAAUGCCUCGUUGUUCGACGUGAUCAGUUCACAAAGGAGGCUGGUCUACACGAGGAAUUCGCCGAGUGGACACCAACUAUCACGGAUUCGUGA
Ostertagia ostertagi is the source of this 1710-nucleotide messenger RNA. The record is from the annotation of a GenBank genome assembly. Lineage: Eukaryota; Metazoa; Nematoda; Chromadorea; Rhabditida; Trichostrongylidae.